Lodderomyces parapsilosis is the source of this 1494-nucleotide messenger RNA. It is a transcript of the gene ALD5, whose product is annotated as aldehyde dehydrogenase (NAD(P)(+)). The coding region runs from base 1 to 1494 and encodes 497 amino acids. The record is from RefSeq and is a predicted model, not a curated record. Gene Ontology annotation, molecular function: aldehyde dehydrogenase (NAD+) activity. The transcript has a single exon. Lineage: Eukaryota; Fungi; Ascomycota; Pichiomycetes; Serinales; Debaryomycetaceae.
AUGGGUGGCGAUUUACCUUUAGAAAUUGAUGUUAAAAUCCCAACCGGAUUAACUUACAAACAACCAACGGGUUUGUUCAUCAACAAUGAAUUUACCUACCCAAAACAAAAGAGAACUUUUGAAGUUAUUUCCCCAGUUAAUGAAGAAGUAGUUGCCAGUGUUUAUGAAGCAUUGGAGGAAGAUGUUGACGUUGCCGUUGAUGCCGCAAUUGCUGCUUAUCAAACUUGGUCAACUAGUGCUCCGGAGCUUAGAUCUUCUGUAUUGUACAAAGUCGCUGAUUUGGUUGAGAAGAAUGCUGAUACUUUGGCUCAAAUUGAAACAUUGGACAAUGGUAAAUCCAUUUCAAAUGCAAAAGGUGACGUUCAAUUGGUUGCCAACUACUUUAGAUCAUGUGCUGGUUGGUGUGACAAGAUUUUGGGUUCUGUCAUCAACACUGGGGGUACUCAUUUCAACUAUACUGAAAGAGUUCCAUUGGUUUGUGGUCAAAUUAUUCCAUGGAACUUUCCUCUUUUGAUGUUGUCGUGGAAAUUGGGUCCAGUUUUGGCCAGUGGUUCCACAACUGUGUUAAAAACCGCUGAACAAACACCAUUGUCAGCCUUGUUUUUCGCCAAAUUAUUGGUUGAAGCUGGCUUGCCAAAAGGUGUUGUCAAUAUCAUUUCUGGUUUUGGUAAGACUGCUGGUGCUGCUAUUGCCAGCCACAUGAAGUUGGAAAAGGUUGCUUUUACUGGAUCCACUCUUGUUGGUAAAACCAUUAUGAAGGCUGCUGCCGACUCAAACUUGAAAAAGGUGACAUUGGAAUUGGGUGGUAAGUCUCCAAAUAUCGUGUUUGAUGAUGCUGAUGUUGAUAAUACCAUUAAAAACAUUAUUGCUGGUAUUUUUUACAACUCUGGUGAAGUCUGCUGUGCCGGUUCACGUGUCUUGAUUCAAUCUGGAGUUUAUGAUGAAGUUGUAAAGAAAUUGAAGGCUGCUGCUGAAAAUAUCAAAUGUGGUGAUCCAUUUGACCCAAACACCUUUAUGGGUGCUCAAGUUUCCGAAAUUCAAAUGUCAAAGAUUUUACAAUACAUUGAAUCAGGUAAGGAACAAGGUGCAAAGAUCAUCACUGGUGGUUGCAGAGCUGACGGUAAAGGUUACUUUGUCAAGCCAACCAUUUUCGGAGAUGUUGCUGGUCACAUGAAGAUUGUCAAGGAAGAAAUCUUUGGUCCAGUUGUCACAUUGAUCAAGUUUGAUACUGUUGAUGAAGCAAUUGAAUUGGCCAACAACACUGAAUAUGGUUUAGCUGCAGGUGUUCACUCAAGAGACGUUAACAAGUGUAUCUAUGUCUCAAGCAAAAUCAAGGCCGGUACCAUUUGGGUCAACACUUACAAUGAUUUCCACCCAAUGGUUCCAUUUGGUGGAUUCAGUGCUUCUGGUAUUGGUAGAGAAAUGGGUGAAGAAGUGUUCCAUGAGUACACUCAAACUAAAGCUGUGAGAAUCAGAUUAAACACAAAGUUUUAA